AAGUCUGGAUCUUGUGAACCUGUAGUCACCAUGCUUGUGCGACUAUCACAAACUAAAUGUCAACGCCAGUAACAUAUUCUAAUAAAACCAGCCUCCACAGUGCCAACAUAGCCUAUAAGGAAAUCAACAUCGCCCAUGGUCAUGCAACCCAUGAAGAACACAAUCGUCCUCGCCUUUUCUUUCUUCGCAGUCUUUACCGCUUAUCAGGGAAUAUUAAAUAUUGCGAGCAGCAUCAACCAGGAUAAGGGACUUGGAGUUGCCUCCCUCUCUUGUAUAAAUGUCAGUUGCAUUGUGACGGCAUUAUUGGGUCCAUUGUAUAUACAAUGUGUAGGGUUAAAGACAUCCUUUAUUCUUGCCUUCUUUGCCCAUUGUCUAUACUGCCUCAGUAAUUUUCAUCCAACAUGGUGGAUAUUGAUGCCAUCGUCCGUCCUUUUAGGUCUUACAUUAUCACCCAUGUGGAUUGCUCGUCAUCUGUACAUCACAACAAUGGGAAAAUAUGACUGCCAGAGCAAGCAGGAAGAUAAUCAUGGCUCGCUCAGCAAACAUAAUGGGAUUUUCUUUGCCUUCUUUAGUUUGGCCCAAGUGACAGGGAACCUUUUCUCGUCUGUUGUCUUACAUCAGAGUUCAACUGACCAAUCAGAUCUCAAGCAGGCAUAUAUCUGUGGAGCUGACGAUUGCCCAGGGAUAGAAAACAAGACGACAAUGAUCAUUCGUCCGGACACUCCUGUUCUCAAUCUUCUGUUAGGAAUCUAUCUUACGUGUCAGUUGAUCGGACUGCUGGUAACCAUGUUGUUCCUUAGACCGCUGAAGAUGGAAGGGAGCGACCGAAAGAAUGUGAUAGAGAAACCACCAGCUUGCUUUGGUGUUUUAAGGCAGAAGACGUUACUUCUGCUGAUUCCUUUGAAACUUUCCCAGGCUGUCAACACUUCUAUCAUGAUCACAGGCUUUACUAAGGCUUUCGUCAGCUGUUCUGCCGGUGUGAAGAUGGUAGGCUUCGUUAUGAUGACGAGCGGCUUAAUAUCGUCAGUUUGCGCUGUAACCUUCGGUCAUGGCGCUACAUACACAGGCCGCAAACCUCUCAUGGCCAUUACCCUGAGCACAGACUUCGUCACCCUGUUGUCUCUUUUACUAUGGAAACCGAUGGCUGGAGAAACGUACCUCCUGUUUAUAGUGCCGUCAAUAUGGGCAGUCGGGGACGGCAUCUGGAAGAGCCAAAUCAUGUCACUGAUCGCCAUCACCUUUCCUGGGGGGCACCAGCAGCUGGCCGGCUUCGCUAGUAUUGUUGCCAUGGGGGAUAUUGGCUUCACGUUCGUCCUCAUCACAGAUCGGCUGUUGUGUCUGAGAAUCAAGUUGUAUGUAGCGAUAUUUCUGUGGGCCGCCGCCAUUGUCAGUUACGUUAUUCUCGAGGUUGUACUCACCGCUGAAUCGCAGAACACCAUUUGUCACUACCAUGGUGCCAAUGAAGCAUCAGAUGAUGUCGUCACAGUGAGAUUACCUCAUGCUGACGCCAACAAAUAUAGAUGAUGUCGUCCUAAGUGAUGACGUCACAGUGAGAUUACCUCAUGCUGACG
This is a messenger RNA of Haliotis rubra (blacklip abalone), 1571 nucleotides long. RefSeq names its product protein unc-93 homolog A-like. Bases 136 to 1524 code for a protein of 462 amino acids. The record is from RefSeq and is a predicted model, not a curated record. NCBI's taxonomy places the organism in Eukaryota, Metazoa, Mollusca, Gastropoda, Lepetellida, Haliotidae. The transcript is spliced from 3 exons.